UCUGCCUCGCUCCUCCCACUUGGCCCCGAAGAAAAAAUCCCACCCCUCUCUAGACACAAAUAGCCCCCCUAUAGCUCUCAGCCCUUGAGAAACAGGGGGACCGCCGUAGGUGGUUUCCAGAGGUGUCCCAUUCCGUCUUGAUUCCUGUCCAGGUCGGUUGUUAUGGCAACCCUUUCCAACCUGGAGCCCCCACCCCCUCCUCAAUCUCCCCUCCUCUCCCCUUUGUGUUUUGUGGAGCUCCAAACCGCUCCUGUGUCGGUACCAGGAGGAGGUUGCUAAGGUAACCCAAGUCCCCGGUGGUCCUUCUGCUCCUAUCCCCAUCAGUUACCAUGGCAACCUCCUUCACCUAGUGUUCAGGUAGAAAGGACCCCAGCCCCAAAGACACAGAUUCCUAAGAAAAACACCUCUCUCUGGUAGCUACCCAGUUAGCAUUACCAUGGUAACCGUCCCCCCUACCCAUGUGGGUGGUCCGGGGACCAAACCAACCAGGUGUUUUUAUUUAGAGGAGAUGUUCUGGGACAGUAGCUAUGGUUACAGGGUCUGGACCAUCUCUCCAGGGAGAUGAGAAACUAGAAGACUAAGCUCUACUUACUGUACCGACAGGGAGCACCCUACCCCCCUCCAGUGACCCUAGGAACCAGCCCACCAAGGUAGGGAAUGUUUUAGGAUUGUCUCUUUGGGAGUGCAUUGUGCCUACAAAAGGUGUUGUCAUGGUAACAGUUUGUCAUUUUUAGCCUUACCUUUUCUGGACACAUCCAUUGAGAGGGAUGGUUUGGGGUUGCUGUGAAAACCCUCAUCUCUUGCACCCAUCCCAUCCCACUCCUGUUACACUCUCUGUGGUACCCAGGCUAAUGGGAUUUCCAGAAAAAGGGUUCCCUGACCUUGUAGAGGGGAAGAAGAGAUUGUGCUGUGUUAUACGAAGCUGCAGGCUUUUCUGGUUUUCUUUCCCUCAGCAGAACAGCUGAGCUGGGCUGUCACUGCCCUCCUGGAGCUCCCUCAGCCUGCCACCUAGGAGGGGCAGAGGCUCUGGCCACUUCAGAGUGAUGCACAGAACAUAUAGUUUCCUGAGGGAAUGAAGAGAGUGUGUCCACUGAACCUCUUUCUCCAGCUUUAGGCAGGCCCUGCUUCUCUUGCUCAGGAUAUACAGGACUCGAGCCGCGCCCGUCGUGGCCGUCGGCCCCAUGCGGGUCCCGCGCCGCUGGGCUGUGCUGGCGGCCGCCAUCACCCUGAACCUGCUGGUCUUCUUCUACGUCUCCUGGCUGCAGCACCAGCCGCGGAACCCCCGGGCCCGGGGCCCCCGCCGCACCGCUGCCGCCGGCCCCCGGGUCACUGUGCUGGUGCGGGAGUUUGAAGCCUUUGACAACGCGGUGCCCGAGCUGGUGGAUUCCUUCCUCCAGCUGGACCCGGCCCAGCCCGUGGUGGUGGCGGCCGACACGCUACCCUACCCCCCGCUGGCCCUGCCGCACCUCCCCAACGUCCGCCUGGCGCUGCUGCAGCCCGCGCUGGACCGGCCCGCCGCGGCCUCACGCCCCGAGACCUACGUGGCCACCGAGUUCGUAGCCCUGGUCCCCGAUGGGACGCGAGCCGAGGCGCCGGGCCACCUGGAGCGCAUGGUGGAGGCGCUCCGGGCCAGCAGCGCACGCCUGGUGGCCGCCCCAGUGGCCACGGCCAACCCGGCCCGAUGCCUGGCCCUGAACGUCAGCCUGCGGGAGUGGACAGCCCGCUACGGCCCGGCCCCGGCGGCGCCCCGCUGCGACGCGCUGGAGGGGGACGCCGUGGUGCUGCUGCGCACGCGCGACCUCUUCAACCUGUCGGUCCCGCUGGCGCGGCCGCUGGGCACCGGCCUCUUCCUGCAGACGGCGCUCCGCGGCUGGCCGGUGCAGCUGCUGGACCUGACCUUCCCCGCGGCGCGCCAGCCCCCGCUGGCCACGGCGCACGCGCGCUGGAAGGCGGAGCGCGAGGGGCGCGCGCGGCGGGCGGCGCUGCUGCGCGCGCUGGGCAUCCGGCUGCUGGGCUGGGAGGGCGGGCGGCUCGAGUGGUUCGGCUGCAGCAAGGAGAGCGCGCGCUGCUUCGGGACGGUGGUGGGCGACACGCCCUCCUACCUGUACGAGCGCCGCUGGACGCCGCCCUGCUGCCUGCGCGCGCUGCGCGAGACGGCGCGCCACGUGGUGGGCGUGCUGGAGGCGGCGGGCGUGCGCUACUGGCUGGAGGGCGGCUCGCUGCUGGGCGCCGCGCGCCACGGCGACAUCAUCCCCUGGGACUACGACGUGGACCUGGGCAUCUACCUGGAGGACGUGGGCAACUGCGAGCAGCUGCGCGGCGCCGAGGCGGGCUCGGUGGUGGACGAGCGCGGCUUCGUGUGGGAGAAGGCGGUGGAGGGCGACUUCUUCCGCGUGCAGUACAGCGAGAGCAACCACCUGCACGUGGACCUGUGGCCCUUCUACCCGCGCCACGGCGUCAUGACCAAGGACACCUGGCUGGACCACCGGCAGGACGUCGAGUUCCCCGAGCACUUCCUGCAGCCGCUCGUGCCGCUGCCCUUCGCCGGCUUCGUGGCCCAGGCCCCCAACAACUACCGCCGCUUCCUGGAGCUCAAGUUCGGGCCUGGUGUCAUCGAGAACCCCGAGUACCCCAACCCCGCGCUCCUGAGUCUGGCUGGUGGCUGAAGCCGCCUCUGGGCGGGUCCGUGCGGGGCUGGGGGGGGGGCAGGGGAAGCGGGGUCAAGCCGGCGCUGGGGGCCCCGGGCAGGCCUCCACCCAGACGAAGCAGCUGGCACUGGGUGGGCAGCGCCGGCGCAGACCCUCAGCUUCCAAUUCUGGCCCUAGCACUAGCAGGUUAGGCGGGCCUGGGGCGGUGUCUCUCUGCCUCAGUUUCCCUCCGGGAUUCCCAGCGCCCUCUUUUGUGUGACCUGUCCACUAGAGGGCGCCGCCACCCACUCCCGCCGCUGUUCUGCCAGACAUGCACAGGUCGCUCCUCUCAGCCUUCCUUGGGAGGCCGGCCCCUCCUACUUGCCACGGUGGGGAACUGUUGUUGACCCCCUCCUGCCUGGGAGGAAGGGCUCCAAGCUCUAAGGUGCCUCUCCUGAUACCUGGGCUCCUCCAUUUCUCACCCCCCACCCGGGGUGAAUGCAACCUCAGCCCUCUAGGCACAGGGCACAGCUCCCGCGUGGCCUAAUGGACCCCUCACUCCACCCCAAGAGGUGAUCGCUGCUGUUCUGUCCACCUUGCAGCGAUAACUGAGGCCACAAUGGCCAAGCCCCUCUCCCCAACUCCUUGUGUCCCCUAAACAGUUGGCAGGUGGAGUGCUGAAGCUAGGACUUCAGGCUCUAGAGCAUGUACCUCCUCUCUCUGGCUGCUUCCAUAAAUGGUACUCAAGGGAGGGGGGCUUUGGGAACCCUCACUUGUCUUGAUCAGGCAUCUAAGAGUGAGCCCCCACCAUAUCAUGUCUGUGCUUAUUUAUAAAUUAUGUGCAAGUAUCACUACAGUCUGUUACUAAUAAGGCAUAAAUUAUUCCAUUUUAAAAUUGAAAAUGUAGCUGGGUGGCUUAGGUUUAUAAUCAGCUGUUCAGGAGAUGGAGAUCUGAGGAUUAUAGAUUGAAACCAGCCCAGACAGACAAAUUCUCGAUACUGUAUCCCCAAUUAACUAGCAAAAAGCCAGGCUAG
Molecule: messenger RNA, 3661 nt
Organism: Perognathus longimembris pacificus (Pacific pocket mouse)
Lineage: Eukaryota; Metazoa; Chordata; Mammalia; Rodentia; Heteromyidae
Gene: Fkrp
Product: fukutin related protein
Exons: 3
Coding region: 1182-2666 (494 amino acids)
Biological process (GO): protein O-linked glycosylation via mannose
Cellular component (GO): Golgi apparatus
Source: RefSeq, a predicted model, not a curated record